Dinoponera quadriceps is the source of this 630-nucleotide messenger RNA. RefSeq lists its product as uncharacterized. Bases 1 to 630 code for a protein of 209 amino acids. The record is from RefSeq and is a predicted model, not a curated record. Gene Ontology annotation, molecular function: nucleic acid binding. NCBI's taxonomy places the organism in Eukaryota, Metazoa, Arthropoda, Insecta, Hymenoptera, Formicidae. The transcript has a single exon.
AUGGGCAAUCUCCCGGCAGUUCGGGUUUGCGAAGCAACACCAUUCGCUAAUACUGGUAUUGACUUUUGCGGCCCGUUCCAUAUCAAAGAGAAAAAACAUCGCAUUCGUGGUCGAAUCAAAGUUUAUUGCGUAUUCGUGUGUAUGUUGAUAAAGGCCAUCCAUUUUGAGGUUGUGAGCGACCUAUCGUCCGAUGAUUUCUUCGCAGCAUUACGACGAUUCGUAGGUAGACGAGCAUUACCGACUAAUAUCUAUUCCGGCAACGAUACAAACUUUGUAGAAAUAAACAAUCAACUAAAGGAAUUAUACGUUUUAUUAAAUUCAGACAAACAUCAUGUUCUCAUAAGGAGAUUCGCAAGCGAACGCCGCAUCAACUGGCAUUUUAUAUCACCAGCCGCACCGCAUUUUGGUGGUCUGUGGGAAUUCACGGUUAAAUUGUUUAAACACAAUUUUAAGGUUAAGACAAUCGUACUUAUAAAGGACAAAAACCAGUCAUGUUCUCAGUGGGCGCUAAGCAAGAUUACCGAACUGUACUUAGGCGAAGACAAAAUAGGUAGAAUAGCCACGGGCAAGACGGCGGUUGGAGAGCUGAGACGAGCCAGGAGGCUACUAUAUCCAUUGCCAAUCGAUUAA